This is a messenger RNA of Soboliphyme baturini, 216 nucleotides long. The record is from the annotation of a GenBank genome assembly. NCBI's taxonomy places the organism in Eukaryota, Metazoa, Nematoda, Enoplea, Dioctophymatida, Soboliphymatidae.
AUGUUGCGUCCGUCGUUCAGCCGGGCUCGUCCCUCCUCGUACGUCCUCAGACGAGACGGCCGGGCGAUGAGUGCACGUCAGCGGGCAGGAUGUGCUUGGAAGCCAAUUUUUUCUGCCGCUGCGUGGCGACGCGGUGUUUACCCACCGAGUCGAUUCGUAGUGCUAGUGGAACGAGUCUUUGCGGUCGUAGUCGGUCAAGAGGAGUACCGAGGAUGA